Molecule: messenger RNA, 943 nt
Organism: Sciurus carolinensis (gray squirrel)
Lineage: Eukaryota; Metazoa; Chordata; Mammalia; Rodentia; Sciuridae
Gene: Lin37
Product: lin-37 DREAM MuvB core complex component
Exons: 9
Coding region: 165-905 (246 amino acids)
Biological process (GO): negative regulation of transcription by RNA polymerase II
Cellular component (GO): Myb complex; transcription repressor complex
Source: RefSeq, a predicted model, not a curated record
CGGCGGCCGGGGCAGCAGUCGCGGCUGGACACUACUUAAGCCGGGGGGCCAUCCGUUCCGGGAGCUUACCUUUGACCUCUCCCCGCUCGCCUCCUGCCUUGAUUUGUGACAGUAGGCUCUUUUGGGUUCUUGUGACCCAGCUAGCCAGAUCCCGACCCCAAACCAUGUUCCCGGUGAAGGUGAAAGUGGAGAAAUCAGAGUUGGAGAUGGCCAAAGCUCGGAACCAACUGGAUGCUGUUCUGCAGUGCCUGCUGGAGAAGAGUCACUUGGACAGGGAGCGUCUAGACGAGGAAGCUGGGAAAACUGCCUCAGAUACCCACAACAAAGAUUGCUCCAUCGCAGCCACUGGCAAAAGGCCAUCUGCCCGCUUCCCCCACCAGCGGAGGAAGAAGAGGAGGGAGAUGGAUGAUGGGCUGGCUGAAGGAGGGCCUCAGCGAUCCAACACAUAUGUGAUCAAGCUGUUUGACCGGAGUGUGGACUUGGCCCAGUUCAGUGAGAACACACCGCUGUACCCAAUCUGCCGAGCCUGGAUGCGCAACAGCCCCUCAGUGCGCGAGCGUGAACGCUCACCCAGCUCACCACUGCCCCCACUGCCCGAAGACGAGGAGGGUUCAGAAGUCACCAACAGCAAGAGUAGAGAUGUGUAUAAGCUGCCUCCACCUACAGCCCCUGGGCCACCUGGAGAUGCCUGCAGGUCACGAAUUCCAUCCCCACUGCAGCCUGAGACUCAGGGCACGCCCGAUGAUGAGCCCUCUGAGCCUGAACCUUCACCCUCCACACUCAUCUAUCGUAACAUGCAGCGCUGGAAACGCAUCCGCCAGAGGUGGAAGGAGGCAUCUCAUCGGAAUCAGCUUCGUUACUCAGAAAGCAUGAAGAUCCUACGGGAGAUGUACGAUCGACAGUGACAUUCCCAGUUCCCUCCAAUAAAUAUCCCCUUCCCUAC